AUGCAGCCAACACCCUAUGAGUCUGAUGCAGACACCGAAAAGAUGUCCGUAGAAACAGAUUCCACAUCUGCGCACUCCGUACCUCUUCCGCCCAUAGAGACGACGCAACUCGAUAUCGAGAAGACCGCCAGUCGAGGAACACAAGGCUCAAAACAACCAGGUCCACCUUUGACCCGUGUCAUCACAUCUGCAUAUGACUGGACUGGCAAUGAUGACCCUGACAAUCCAUUGAACUGGUCGACGGGCUCGAAGAUAUAUCAUACUAUUGUCCCUGGGCUGCAAGCCUUCGUCAUCACUUUUGGAUCAUCCGUUUAUGCCCCUAGCGUCCCAGAUGUCUCCAAGCAUUUCGGUGUUAGCACGACGGUAGCGUUGUUGCCCCUGACAGUGUAUGUGCUGGGACUAGGAUUUGGACCUACAAUCUCCGCACCGAUAUCAGAAACCUUCGGACGCCGUGCGGUAUAUAUGUUCUUCUUCCCCCCUUCUUUGCUGUUCACAAUGGGAGCUGGAUUCUCCAAUAACUUCGCUGGACUGGUGAUAUGUCGAUUCCUGGCAGGCACAAUCGGUUCAGGUACGCUGGCAGUUGGGGCGGGAUCAAAUUCCGAUCUAUGGGCCCCAAUACACCGGGCAGUCGCCAGCUCCAUUUUUCUCAUGUCCCCAUUCCUCGGCCCGGCUCUUGGUCCGGCUCUGGGCGGCUACGUCGCCAUGAAGGAGAACUGGCGGUGGACGCAAUGGCUGAUCCUCUUCUGGGGAGUCGUCUCCUACGCCGUCACCAUCCCACACAAGGAGACGUACAAGCGAAUCAUCCUCGAAAAGCGGGCGAAGAAACUCAACAUUCAAGGUCCACCAUCACUUGUACCUCCUGGAAUGAGCAAGAUGCGGUUCAUUGUCGUGGUGACCAUCGCUCGCCCGUUGAGAAUGCUCUUCACCGAGUCCAUCGUUGCCUUCUUCUCCCUCUACACCGCCUUCAACUUUAGCGUGUUGUUCGGCUUCUUCGCCGCCUUCCCCAUCGUCUUCCGCUCUCCAUAUCCCGAAAUCCAAAUCUACCAUUUCAACGCCGGCGAGGGCGGCCUCGUAUUCCUCGCCAUCGGGAUCGGCGUCCUUCUCGGCACUUUGAUCGCCAUCCUCAUUGACCAGAUGAUCUAUCGUAAGAAGACCUUGAAAAGACAAGCUCAGGGUGACUUCACUCCAUUGUUACCGGAGGAGAGACUCUACGCGGCGAUGAUAGGCUCGUGCCUCCUCCCCAUUGGUCUCUUCUGGUUUGCAUGGACGUCACGUUCGGACAUCCAUUGGAUCGUGCCCAUUCUCGGCACGAUUCCCUUCGGCAUCGGCAAUUUCCUUGUCUUCUGUGCUUGUGUGCUGUACCUCAUCGACACUUACGGCCCCUUGGCGGGCGCGAGUGCCGCGGCUGCGAACGGUCUCUUACGAUAUGUGCUUGGUGCGGUCUUUCCGCUGUUCACUGUUCAAAUGUACCGAGCCAUGGGCGUCGGUUGGGCCACAAGCUUACUCGGAUUCGUGACUGUCGCUUUGCUGCCCAUCCCAUGGGUUCUGUACAAAUAUGGCCCAACGAUUCGAAAGCGCAGUGCUUUUGCGCCGACCAAGUGA
This is a messenger RNA of Exophiala bonariae, 1602 nucleotides long. RefSeq lists its product as uncharacterized. Gene Ontology annotation, molecular function: spermidine transmembrane transporter activity; spermine transmembrane transporter activity. NCBI's taxonomy places the organism in Eukaryota, Fungi, Ascomycota, Eurotiomycetes, Chaetothyriales, Herpotrichiellaceae. The transcript has 3 exons. Bases 1 to 1602 code for a protein of 533 amino acids. The record is from RefSeq and is a predicted model, not a curated record. Gene Ontology annotation, cellular component: plasma membrane. Gene Ontology annotation, biological process: transmembrane transport; spermidine transport; spermine transport.